AUGCAGCCCAUGCAUUUCAGACGAAUGUUCUCAUCUGUGAAGGCAUUUGAGGGGCAGCAGUACUCCACCCUCAAGAGGCAGUGUCUACAGAGUGAAACGCUGUUUGAGGACCCACUGUUCCCAGCUGUAGACAACUCCCUCUUCUACCAGGGGAACAGGAUCGGCCGUGUUCACUGGAAAAGACCCGGGGAGCUGUGUGAUGAUCCUCACUUGUUUGUUGAUGGGAUCAGUGCCCAUGACUUGCACCAAGGGCAGCUAGGAAACUGCUGGUUUGUGGCAGCUUGCACCAGCUUGGCCUCCCGAGAGUCAUUGUGGCAGAAAGUUAUCCCAGAUUGGAAAGAGCAGGAAUGGGAUCCAGAGAAAAUGGACACUUAUGCCGGAAUAUUCCAUUUCCGCUUCUGGCGUUUUGGGGAAUGGGUGGAUGUGGUGAUCGAUGACCGUCUCCCCACAGUGGAUAACCAGCUGGUGUACUGCCAUUCAAAUGACAGCAAUGAGUUCUGGAGUGCCCUUGUGGAGAAAGCUUAUGCCAAAGUAUAUGGUUGCUACGAAGCCCUGGAUGGCGGAAACACAGCCGAUGCCCUGGUGGAUUUUACUGGCGGGGUGUCAGAACCCAUGGACCUUUUGGAGGGCCAGUUUGCACAGGAUGAAGUAGCCAGAAGCCAGCUGUUUGAGAGGGUGCUAAAGGUCCACAACCGAGACGGCCUUAUCAGCUGCUCUAUUAGGGCAACUACAGUGGAGGACAUGGAGGCUAGGCUAGAGUGUGGGUUAGUGAAAGGCCACGCCUAUGCAGUGACUGACGUUCGUAAGGUCCGCCUUGGACAUGGCCUGUUAGCAUACUUCAAAUCGGAGAAGCUACACAUGAUCCGUAUGAGGAAUCCCUGGGGGGAGAAAGAGUGGAGUGGACCCUGGAGUGACAGCUCACAGGAAUGGAAGAAGGUGAGCAAGAGUGAGAGAGAAAAGCUGGGCGUCACUGUUCAGGAUGACGGGGAGUUUUGGAUGAACUUUGAGGAUUUCUGUCACUACUUCACUGACCUGAUCCUGUGUCGACUGAUAAACACAUCCUACUUGAGCAUUCAUAAGACCUGGGAAGAGGAGGUGAUGAGGGGCUCCUGGAUCCAUCGAGACAACCCCCUCCGCAAUCGCUCCGGAGGCUGCAUUAACCAUAAAGCCACAUUUUUGCAAAACCCACAGUAUGUUUUUGAUGUAAGAAAGGUGGAAGACGAGGUGCUAAUCUGCCUGCAACAAAAGGAGCGCAGAGCCACUCCCAAAGAAGGCAAAGGCGAGAACCUGGCCAUUGGAUUUGACAUCCAUAGGGUGGAGUUGAAUAGAAAAUACAGAAUGCACUCUGCACAGCAGAAGGUUGCAGGAUCAAUCUACAUCAACUCUCGCUGCGUCUUUCUAAGGAAAGAGCUAAAGGAGGGGCGUUACGUCAUAAUCCCCACAACCUUUGACACCUGUCAACAAGGAGAGUUCCUGCUCAGAGUCUUCACUGAUGUGCCUUCAGACUGCAAAGAACUAACUCUGGAUGAGCCUCCACAGACAUGCUGGACCGGUAUGUGUGGUUACCCUCAGCUGGUCACACAAGUGCAUGUGUUAAGUGCCGAUGGCCUGCAAGGCCAAGACUCCAAUGGAGCCUCUGACCCUUAUUUGAUCAUUACCUGUGAGGGAGAGAAGGUUCGCUCUCCCGUGCACAAAGACACACGCUGCCCUAACUUUGACAUUAAGGGAAUAUUCUACCGCAAAAAGCCAAAGGAAGGCAUUCACAUCGAGAUCUUCAAUAAGAAUGUGAUUGUUGACACCUUCCUGGGUCAGGUGACUCUCUUUAGUGACCCUAAUGACCGCCAAGAGCAGCACACAGUUUACCUUAAAGACAAGGGCAGUCGCCAAAACAACAGCCUUCCAGGCACACUGACUGUGCGCGUAAUCACCUGCACCACUUUAACCAACAUUUGAUCAUUAACUAAGUGUUCCCUCUCUGCCUGAUUCCUCAUCUGCUCUUCACAUUACACACAAUGCCUUCUGUCAGUCUUCUUUUGUCUUUCAUAUCCUGUUUUUGUUUUACAUUAAAGGAAUAGUUCACCUAGAAUUGAACACUCUUUCAUUAUUUACUCAACUUCAUGUUUUUUCAAACCCAUAUGCUGUUAUUUUUCAGUGGAACAGAAAAUGAGAAUGUUGUAUUUAUGUGCUGGUCACUCUUCUCCAUGAAAUUACAAUAAAUAGUGACAGAAGAGUUUCAAAAAGGAUGCAAAAGCACCAUAGAAAGUAGUACAUAUGACCUGUGUGCUAUUUUUCAAGUCUUCAGAAGUCAUAUGAUAGCUUUGUGUGCAGACAAAAUUUAAAUAUUUGAUUGAAACACUGAAAAUCUUGACUCCUGCCUUAGCUAUCUUUUGGCCAUUCGUAAAAGAAGUAGCACUGUCUGAUUUGUAAACAAAUAGAUCUUUUGACUCAAAUUGUCAAUUCACAAAAACGUGUCUGCUUUCAGACUGAUCUGGUUCUUGAGUUUAACUCACUAACGCAAUCACCCAGUAGCAAUGGUUCUUGAGCUAACAACUCACUGGAUGGAAGAGAAUCAGUGAACAACAACUUAAAUUUCAGGUUGUUUCUGUCCAAAGUCAUCAUAUGGCUUCAGAAAAGAAUAGUGCAUAAGUGAUAUGGACCACUUUAAAGAUACCUUCAUUGAGAUUUUACAUCCUUUUUGAAGCUUGAAAGCUCCAGUUCCUUUUCAUUGCAAUUACGUGGAAUAGGACAACCAGUGCAUUCUUCAAAAUUUCUCCUUUUGUGUUCCACAGAACAAAGCAAGUCAGAUUUGGAACCACAUGAGGGUGAGUAAAUAAUUAAUUAUUUAAAUUUUGGCUGAACUAUUCCUUUUAUACCACUCAAUCAUUGUCUGAUGUUUUUAUAAAGGGCGACGCAUUGUACUUGCAUGACAAGCUGAAGUGGUCUUGCAGUAGAAUUAGAUCCUUUAGGAGUCCAAGUCACAUGAUCAGCCACAGUCUUACCUGCCAUUUUUCCAUUGCUGUGUAUCUUUUACCAUCCCUCUUCUCCUCCGCAUUCAAUCUUCACAUAUCCAGUCACUAUCAAAACAUGUGCCAAUUCACACAGCUUCCCCCAAGAUGCAGAGUGACAUGGAGAUAAACCUGAUUACAAAGACCUCGACAUGUUGCAAGACCCAAUCAUCACUGAAUUAGUGAAGUUCCAUUGAAUCUCCACAAACAAAAUCGCAGUGACUGACGGGUCACAGAAGGCAUAUCUGUGGACUCUCUGUGUCAUGUUGCCUAGCAACAGGAGUCUGGAAUAGAGCCUACUGAAGCACGAAGAGGAGUUCUGCUAUUAUCAGCGGACUUAUGGAACCAAAGGCUCAUCCUCUCUGUUAUGCCAUUUUCAUGGUGAACCAACUGCCUGAGGAUACGUGGGCAUUAAAAAAAAGGACCAUGCAGUUUGAUUAGCAUUACAUUUUAUCCCGCAGUUAAGACUAUGUGUGUGUGACCCUCUGAUCCUCAAAGAUAACUUAAGGACCAUUUAGAGGUUAUGCAUGUGAACAUCAAAGGGAAAUUGCUAGCAGUGUUUUAAGGAGUUAUUCACCCAGAAAUUUACAUUUGUCAUUAUUUUCUUUACUUACAAUCAUUUUAUACUAAACCCAUAUUUAUUUAUUUUUUUCCUGUGGAACACAAAAUACAGAUGUAUAAGUAUCUUAAUGCAGCUCUUUUCCUUAUAAUGAAAGUUUAUAGUGACCAUGUCUGUCAAACUCCACACAAUUAAAGCGGUCUAUACGACUUGUGCUCUGUAUUCCUCGUCUUCUGAACCCAUACAAUAGCUUUGUGUAAGGAACAACAGUCACAACAGUUUUUGAGUUAACAGCUUUCUGGAGGGGAAGAUUAUCAGUGAAUAAUGAUUGAAAUAUUCUGCUCCUAAUACAAAGCAAUCGCAUGACUUCAGAAGAUUCGGAUGGACUACUUUUAUUGUGCCUUUUUGUGUAUUUCAGUGCUUGACAGCUGUUGUCAUGUUUGGAACAAAAACCUACAUGAAGAUACUUUAAAAGAAAAGAUAAAGGCAUAUGGGUUUGGAAUGUUAUGAGGGUGAGUAAAUAAUAGAGUUUUCAUUUUGUUUUUUGUUUUUUCCUUUAAGGUCCAUUAAAAGGCUCUGCAUGUAUAAUUCAAAGGAAAAACUCUAUCAGUGCCAAUGGUGCUUAAGGGGUGAAGGGCAGGCCUUUGGACCCUUAAUCUCUGGGUAUACCUCACUCUUGCUCUGAGGAUUGUGAGACUGUAAAAUAAGGAUUUGUCUGUGUCUUAAUGACUUUCUAGCCAGACUCCUGCCAAACAGCAUGUGCCAUUGUUUGAGACCUGUAAGAACAGCUGCACGAGUCCACUAACUUAGAAGACUCCUGCUUUGGUUUUCUCUUGACUUCUCUUGGUUACAAUGAACCUUAACUACAGACACAUGGUGACUAUCUUCACCAGCAUUGUGUCCUUUCCAAUGGCUUAUUGUGCUGUUCCACCAGAGACUGCUAUAAAAACUUUUGUACACAAUUUGUGCACUACAAUGUAUCUAUAGUGUACCUUUCUUCUUCAUGCCAAGAUUUCAGUUACCAUGUGAGUUUUGGAGAACAAAAACAAGUCCACAUCAGUCUUUUAUUGGUUGGGUAUGUUUUUGCAUCCACUGAUGUGUCUUUUUCUUUAACUUUAUUUGAAUGUCAGCUCUUGAGCUGAAUAUUUUUACAUUUAUUAAUUCAUAUAUCAUUUCUGCCCAGUUCAGUUAAUUUUUACUUAUUCAUCGUUGCCUGAACUGAAGAGGUUUGUUUUUGUUUUGUUGUUUUGUUUAAUUUAAUAAUUUAUUUUAAUUUGUGUUUUUAUGCAAUUUUAGAAUGUCACUUUAUCUUAAGUUUUUUUUUUUUUAUCUGUUUUUACAUUAUUCUAUGAAUCUGUUAAAUUGUUACUGUUAUAAAGGCCACUUGCCAACGUUACCAAGAGCCUAUUUGCAAUUUUUAUUCAUGUGUGUCAAAACAUGUAGCUCAAGAUUCUCUCUAGGUUAUAUAACAAAGGAUGUUUAUACAAUUUGUAAUGUUUCUAAAGUUGAGCCACUGAUCCAAAUGAGUUUGUUGACACAGUGCCCAAAAGAUUUGGAUGAGGAGAGAUAGAUAGAAAGAGAGUAACAGCAGAGUGUUACAAUGCAGUGCCAAUCAGAUUAAUAGUGUUGGAUAACAAUAACUUUUUCAUGCCCAGCAGGUUUAUAGCACAUCGGAGCCUGAGACAACAUGAUUUUUUCAAGAAUGAAUAAUCCUUUUUCUGUUGCUGAAUUAGAUUUCAGUUUUAUACAACCAGAUUGAAUUGGAAAUCCCUAACAAUGGCCCAGUCAUUCAUUUACAUCAUUUGUACCUACAAAGGCCAGAUUAUGACGGGUAAACAGGGGAUUUUUUUGUGAAUGGAUUUUACAUAUUAUCUCUAUAUCUGGCCUCUAUGACUGAUUUACAAAAUAGACAGCAAUUCAUUUUAAGCAGAUAGAUGUUUUAUUAAUAGCAAACUGUAAGUAUAAAUUCAAACAAUUAACAUUUUCCACAUUUGAACCAUAUAGCCUCCUAAUUUUUGCUUUUUAUACACUGAGAAUGCAAUUGACAGAAGAUUUGCUUAAAUCUGAUCAAGUAAACACAAAUAGCCUUAAAUUUAGUCCAUUUCUAUUCAAGAAUAGACAACAAAACUUUCUCACUCAUUAGUUUUGUUUUCCUGUGUGUUUUAUCCAUUUAUGCCGAUUUUCUGGUAAACGAAAUUGCUGUAAAGGAUACCAAUGUGCCGGUACAGUUGGAGCCAUGUGCAUUUCCAAUAUUUGUUUUUCUUCUCUAUUUUGCCAAAUAACAAGUUUAGCCAUUGGCAAAUAAUACUAGAAUGAUAAAGUUCCAAUACCUUUUCAUGCCAAAUCUAUUUUUGUUUAAAGAUGAUUCUUUAUAUUUAUAUAUAUAUUGAUUGUUUGUUUGUUAUUGUUAUUGUUUUUGUUCAUGUAAUGUUCUUUAGCCUUGGCCAUUAAACAGAAUGAAAAAGUACAGAUGGUCUUAAAAUGUCAUGGUUCACUCAGAUAUUGGUGCAUGAUCUGAAGCAGAUACUGAAUUCCAGAUUGUCAGCAUCAGAAGAAUCUUUUUGGAGUAUUGAUCUUGAUACUGCUUUCAUAUGCACGUGCAAUCUUGCAUUGCGUGUGUUUGUUUUUCUUUUCUUUUAAGUUUCUUUUUUAUGAUUUGUUUACAACAAGAUUAUUCUUACCUCUACGCUGUUUGCACAGCUAAUGCAGUAUAUGUAUGAGGAAGACAUGGGCUAAGCAUAUCUGCAGAGUUUUGAUGGGUGCCCAUUUUCAUGUAUGCAAAAUCUCUUGCAUAACUGCUAUUUUCAGAUCUCAGCAUGUAUUUUGUCAUUGGAAAUGUUUAUUUUUAAGAAUGGCAUUCCAGAGUGUCUCUGCCAGCCUCUCAUUAAUGACAUGGUGUUAUUUGCUCUUUGGCCUUGACUGCUGCAUGUACUUUAAAUGAGUGAACCUUUCUUCUCUAACGUAAGCAGUCACAAAUGCUGUCAAGCCAUGUUUGACUUUUUCUAGGCAUCUUGAUCUUUGUCAUUUUCUGAAAUUGGUCAGAUAUUCAGUGAAUGAGCUUGUGAUACUCUUGUAUUUUUCUGAUGAUGGUGAACUUGAAACUGUAUUAAUACGCAAUAGAAAUAUACAAAUAUCUUGCAUGGUAUCAUUCUAUAAAACUAUAAUGAGCAUUUUAUAUCAGCAUUUUAUAUUCCUUUGUUUACUAUUUUUCAUCUAGCCAUUGAAACUUGUGUUCAAAAAACAAACAGACUACUAUUUACUGAUAGUAGGAUUUAGAUCUUAUCUCUGUUUAAAUGUGUUUUAUUUCACGUGCAAGUCUUUGGGUUACACUGUGUUAUUUGAUAUAAGUACUUCUUUCUUUUGUAUUUUGUCAACU
Molecule: messenger RNA, 6940 nt
Organism: Xyrauchen texanus (razorback sucker)
Lineage: Eukaryota; Metazoa; Chordata; Actinopteri; Cypriniformes; Catostomidae
Product: calpain-5-like
Exons: 13
Coding region: 1-1953 (650 amino acids)
Biological process (GO): proteolysis
Cellular component (GO): cytoplasm
Molecular function (GO): calcium-dependent cysteine-type endopeptidase activity
Source: RefSeq, a predicted model, not a curated record